CAGGCCCGCAGUGACAAAUUUCACUCUUGGCCAUGGCUUCUGACUACGAGGACCUCCCGGAGACUCCAGUCGUUUCUCGACGGAUCAUCAAACUCACCCGAAAAAAAAACGCAUCCUCCAAAGUCUCUGACUCAAGCACAACUGGCGGGAAGACCAAGAAAGGCCGCAACGAUGAAGUGGAUGUGGAAGACGAAAUCUCAAAACUUCCAGAGAAGUCUCCACUUGUAAAAUCCUUGGAUAUCUCGAAAAUCCUGGGGAAAAUGAAGAAUCCGUCAAACUACAGCGGGUAUUCGACAAACUCGAGCUUCAAUGGGAACUCAAACUCGAACAACAAUUGGAAGACAGAGAGCUUGUUUGAUGACAAUGGCCAAGAUGAGCUUUUCCCUGAUUUGAAUAUAGAAGAACAGCUAAAGAAAAAGAAAGAGCGUCAGCGGGAAAUACACAAGCAAAAGGAAAAGGCAAAAGCUCUCGAGAGGGAUAACCUCUUACGUGAUAAAGCAACCAAGAUUGAAGAUCCCAACCCACAAUUAUAUCCCUCCUCGUCCCCGGCUAAGGAACUGUCACCAGCAGUGCCCACACUUCCCUCUCCGUCGCCUGCUUCUCCUCCACCAGCUCCCGUGAAGAAAAGAGGACGUCCGAGAAAAAACCAACCUAAAUCGCAGGCUGAUGUGAUCAAGAAGGACGUGCCAAAAAAGAAAGAACCAAGCAAGCAAAAGAAAGAGCCUUUAAAGGUGACGACCAGGAAGAGGAAAGUGCAAGCAGAAGAUGAACAGAGUGAUGAGAAGCCGGCUGCGCCUAAAAAGCCUCGUUCAAAGGGCAACAAAAUGGAAGUCUUAAAACCCACAAAGAAAGCCAAAAAGCCGAAAAAAGAUACUUCUUCCUCCUUUUCCUUAUUUGAAGUGUUGGAUUUUGAUGAUAACCAAAGGACGAGCGAGGAAGAGCAAGAAAUCAAUGGCUCUUAUAGUGGUUACGAUGCUGCCAAAAACAGUGAUGAUGUGUUUGUCCUUGAAUCUCCUGUCAAAAGAGGCAGAAAACGGAAAAAUUUGAAGUCUAGUGAGAGCAAAGAACCCAUAUUCACGCUGGAUAUUAGCGAAAGAGAUUCUGAAGAAAAGAAGAAAAUAGCUGAACAGGAGGUGGAGCGUUUGAAAGAGCAAGAACGACGAGAAAUUCUCGCAGAGAUAGCCAAGCACGAAAAAGAAGAAAAGGAACGUCUGCGGCAAGAACGUGAAGCAAGAGUAGAACAGGAAAAACUCGAAGCAGAAGAGGAAAGGCAGAAGCUCAGAGAAACCAAACGUAAGAAGCAGGCAGAAAAGCAAAAGAAGGCUAAGAAGUUAGAAAUGUUGGAAAAAAUCAAAGAGUCAACCUCUUCAAUCAUGAGUAAAAAGGUGGAGACUAUCAUUAUUCCUUUGAAAGACACCGUCGAAGAUACUUCAAACAGUAACAUAAAGCUGCGCAGAUCUUCCCUUACAGCUCGUGGUAGAAGGCUAUCAUCGGUUGGUAAUGGGUUUGUUGCAACUCCGCACGAUGAUAUUCCAAAUAAUGAGUUGCAUAAACAUAUAGAUAUGUCCUUGCCAGACUCCCAUAAGCUCAAACAGCUACUCGUGUGGUUGGGUAAAAGAUUAAUAAAGCAAGGCUGGGGUGAUGAGUUCGAGAACGAGCAAGACGAUGACGUGAAGAUAAAAGCAAAAAUGAUUUGUCAAAUAAUUUUAGAAGAAUUUGUAAACGAUCUAAUUCAGGGACGAGUUGAUGUUGAUUGGUGGGGAAGCACUAAAACUGUCAGAGUUGCAAAUGAGCCUAUUAUUGUCCACAAAAAUAAAGAGAAUGUGGAAAAUGAAGACAAAUUGGCUUUUUACGAAAACGAGGCCAAGAAAUUAGAGAGAGAGGAGAAGAUUUGGCAGGAGCUGAAAGUGAAGAAUAUGAGUACCGAGCACGAUCUAAUUCUGAAGGAAAUACAGUCAGCUCAACCUAGCGUUGUGACGGAUGAAAGGUUUAAACCUGAAGAGAACAAGAAACUGCAAGAUCUCGUUGAGAUUUCCGGUGGGCGUGUGAAUAAGCUCGAACGUCUCGUCCACCGCUUGCAGGUUAGCAACGAACUGAUUCAGCGGAUAAUGAAUCAAAAGAAUGAGCUGGUCGCACAGCAGAUCAAGAAGCAGAGCCGAAUUGAUGCACUGGACUUGUUGCGCAAGGCAUAACUGUAGAAAUACUGUAUUAUUAUAUUGUUGUUAUUAAUUUUGUACUAUUCCUGUAAAUGUAUAUUAGCUGUGAU
Messenger RNA from Pichia membranifaciens NRRL Y-2026, 2266 nucleotides. RefSeq lists its product as hypothetical. Lineage: Eukaryota; Fungi; Ascomycota; Pichiomycetes; Pichiales; Pichiaceae. Gene Ontology annotation, biological process: mitotic sister chromatid segregation; cell division. The record is from RefSeq and is a predicted model, not a curated record. The transcript has a single exon. The coding region runs from base 33 to 2192 and encodes 719 amino acids. Gene Ontology annotation, cellular component: MIS12/MIND type complex.